GUGGAGUACUCCAUGGACAUAGUGAGGCGGGGUGACCGCACUUUCGGCAGGUCCAGCCGACACAGCUCCUCUUGGUAUGACAAAUAUGGACGACCAACUCGCACGGAAUACAGGCUGAUGGUUAAAAACUUGUCCAGCAGCGUCAGUUGGCAAGACUUAAAAGACUACAUGCGCCAGGCAGGCAAAGUUACAUACGCCGAUGCUCACAAAGGUCUGAGAAACAAAGGAUUUGUGGAAUUCGCCACAUAUUCAGACAUGAAAAAUGCCUUGUACAAGCUGGACGAUACAGAGAUAAAUGGUCGAAGGAUCCGGCUCGUGGAGGACAGACAGGGCGACGGACGAUGCUCUCGCUCCUCCAGCAGCCGCAGCCGCUCUCGGUCCCGCUCCUUUCGCACCCGCUCUAGGUCUUGUAGCCAAAGAAGCAGCAGGAGCCGAUCUCGCAGAAGUAGCAGAUCCAAGUCAGAGUCUCGCUCCCGCUCACGAUCCAUAUCUCGCGGAAAAGAUAGAUCAAAGUCUAAAUAUAAGUCUUGCUCGAGGUCUGAAUCAAAGAAACAGUCCAGGUCAAAGUCCAGAUCUCAGUCUGUAUCUAAAGGAAAGCCUAAUGAAAGAUCUCGCUCCCCAAGCAAAGAGAAGUCAAAGUCCAAGAGCCGAUCACCUCAGAAGAAUGGAGACCGUUCACCUGAGGUUCAAGAUAAUUGAAUUUGUUUGUAACUUUUUAUUUGUUUGUUGUAACUUUUUUAUUUGUUUGUAACUUUUUUAUUUGUUUGGAUAAAUAACUUUGUCCAUAACUUCACUAAUGUAAAGUCCUAUUCUUAGAUAAUA
Molecule: messenger RNA, 822 nt
Organism: Macrosteles quadrilineatus (aster leafhopper)
Lineage: Eukaryota; Metazoa; Arthropoda; Insecta; Hemiptera; Cicadellidae
Product: serine/arginine-rich splicing factor 4-like
Exons: 7
Coding region: 13-699 (228 amino acids)
Biological process (GO): alternative mRNA splicing, via spliceosome; mRNA splice site recognition
Cellular component (GO): ribonucleoprotein complex; nucleus; cytoplasm
Molecular function (GO): mRNA binding
Source: RefSeq, a predicted model, not a curated record